UGCAGCCCGGCGGGCUCGCGGGACUCUCCGCGUGGUCCUAGCGCCUGCGGAGCGCGCGUCCGACUUCGCCGUCCGGGACUCGCGCUCCUUGCCUGCCCUGGGCUGCCCCGCGCCAGCGACCCCGCCCACCAUGCGGCGCGCGCCCGGGCUGGUCCUCCUCUCCUUGCUCGCCCUCUUCGGGCGAGGGGACAGCCGCCUGGCCAACGCUGAGGAGAAGCUAAUGGACGACCUGCUGAACAAAACGCGCUACAACAACCUCAUCCGCCCAGCCACCAGCUCCUCACAGCUCGUCUCCAUCCGCCUGCAGCUGUCCCUGGCCCAGCUCAUUAGCGUGAAUGAGCGAGAGCAGAUCAUGACCACCAACGUCUGGCUGAAGCAGUGCUGGACUGACUACCGCCUGGCCUGGAACAUCUCCCGCUACGAGGGCGUGAACAUCCUGAGGAUCCCGUCCAAGCGUGUCUGGUUGCCGGACAUCGUGCUCUACAACAAUGCCGACGGGACCUAUGAAGUGUCCGUCUACACCAACGUGGUGCUCCGCUCCAAUGGCAGCAUCGAGUGGGUGCCUCCUGCCAUCUACAAGAGUGCCUGCAAGAUCGAGGUGGGGCACUUCCCCUUUGACCAGCAGAACUGCACCCUCAAGUUCCGCUCCUGGACCUACGACCACACGGAGAUCGACAUGGUCCUGAUGUCUCCCACAGCCACCAUAGACGAUUUCACGCCCAGUGGCGAGUGGGACAUCGUGGCCCUCCCGGGGCGGAGGAUGGUGGACCCCCUGGACCCCACCUACGUGGACAUCACCUACGACUUCAUCAUCCGGCGCAAGCCGCUCUUCUACACCAUCAACCUCAUCGUGCCCUGUGUGCUCAUCACCUCGCUGGCCAUCCUCGUCUUCUACCUGCCGUCUGACUGCGGUGAGAAGAUGACACUGUGCAUCUCCGUGCUGCUGGCCCUCACCUUCUUCCUGCUGCUCAUCUCCAAGAUCGUGCCGCCCACUUCACUUGACGUGCCCCUCAUCGGCAAGUACCUCAUGUUCACCAUGGUGCUGGUCACCUUCUCCAUCGUCACCACCGUGUGUGUGCUCAACGUGCACCACCGCUCACCCAGCACGCACACCAUGGCGCCCUGGGUCAAGCGCUGCUUCCUGUACAAGCUACCCACCUUCCUCUUCAUGAGGCGCCUGGGCCUGGACAGUAGCUUGGCGGAGGCUCCCCAGCCCGGCCAGCCACACCCCACUAAGACUGAGGCCGCUGCUGGCUCCGCCAACCUCUACAGCAACUCCAUGUACUUUGUGAACCGUAGCCCGUCCACGCCCAAGUCCCCGGCUGGCUCCCACACCUCGGGCAUCACCAGGGAUUUCCGGCCAAGGUCCUCUGCAAAGUUCAGCCAGGAUGUGCGGGAAGCGUUGGAGGGGGUCAGCUUCAUUGCCCAGCACAUGGAGAGCGACGAUCGGGACCAGAGCGUCAUUGAGGAUUGGAAGUAUGUGGCUAUGGUGGUGGACCGGCUGUUCCUGUGGGUGUUCGUGUUUGUGUGCAUCCUGGGCACGGUGGGGCUCUUCCUGCCGCCCCUCUUCCAGGCCCACCUGCCUUCCGAGGGGCCCUAGGCUGCCUGCCCAGCAUGUCCAGGGCCCCCUUGCUAAUGGGGUGGGAUGACGUGUGCUACCAGACAGGCAGAGGGCUGCUUCCUCCUGGGUCACUGUGGAUGAGCUAAAUAGCCACGUGACCAUCAGCAAUUGAUACAAUCAAACCAGCCAUGGCCUUGAGAGGCACAGGAUGGGGGCCUGCACUGUCCUCUCCAAAUGCCUGAGUUUGAGCCCUGGUGGGGGAGCUUCAGACAGGAGAAUUCCUCCCAUGUCAGACUUGGGGGUGAUAUGAACAUACAGCAGCUCCUACUAUGUGCAUACUGGAAGCACCUACUAUGUGCCAGGCCUCUUCCUUCACCCAUAUCCACUGGGCUCUCUGCCUGCCUUCCAGCCCCAUGCACACUUUCAGUUCCUCUGCGGCUGAGAGCCUUUGCCACCUCCCCAACUUCCCCACACCUGUUCUGACCACACUUCCACAGCUUCAUUGGUCAGGGCUUGCUCCUGUGGUCCUCUGCUCUAAUGUCACCUCCUCCUAGAGGUCUUCCCUGCUCCCCCGUCCUAAAGCAGCCUCUCUCAUGACCACGUCACAGCCUCAAGCCCCUCAGGACCAGCAGUCCUUAUCUGGUGGCUCGCUUCUCACCCCUGGAGCGUGCACUCCAGAAAGCAGGGGCUUGAAACCAGGGACAGAGCCUGGAACCCAGCAGGUGCAAAAUAAAUGUGUGUUAAAAGAA
This is a messenger RNA of Chinchilla lanigera (long-tailed chinchilla), 2310 nucleotides long. RefSeq names its product cholinergic receptor, nicotinic, beta 4 (neuronal) (gene Chrnb4). The record is from RefSeq and is a predicted model, not a curated record. The transcript is spliced from 6 exons. Gene Ontology annotation, molecular function: acetylcholine-gated monoatomic cation-selective channel activity; transmembrane signaling receptor activity. Bases 131 to 1600 code for a protein of 489 amino acids. Lineage: Eukaryota; Metazoa; Chordata; Mammalia; Rodentia; Chinchillidae. Gene Ontology annotation, biological process: chemical synaptic transmission; monoatomic ion transmembrane transport; signal transduction. Gene Ontology annotation, cellular component: synapse; postsynaptic membrane; neuron projection.